UGAUUUUUUUUUGAUUGUAAAAUUUCUCCACUUUUUUUUGUCGAGAAUCAUCUAUAGUUUUUAUUAAUUAAAUAUUUAAACUCAAACAAACAAACUAGAAAAAAUGGAAUUACCGUCGGCAAUGAUGAUAAUGUUGAUGUUGAUAUCAACCGUCAACACUUUAUUACAUUCAUCUUCACCAUUUUCAAAAGAAACUACUGAACAAGCUUCAAUAUCGACAAAUAAUAUUACUUCCGUGAUUUUGAAAUCAAUAAUAAAUGUAUCAACAACACUGCCACCACCACCAUCAUCAUCAACAACAGCAAAACAAAUGAAUACAACAAUAUUAAAAUGGAAACAGCAAUCACAUCAAAAUAUACCUACAAAUGUAAACAAUAAUAAUAAUAAUGAAAAUAAUCGAAAUCAAAAGAAUUCAAAUGUAUAUCGGUUUGAUUUGCCUGAAGAUGGGAAAACACAGAAUGUACGAAAAAUUUUAUCAUCAUCAUCAACAACAACAUCGACAAUGGAAAAAAAUAUUCAAACAAGUCCUGCAUCGAAUUCAAUUAUCAAUAUGCCCAAGAGAAUAAACUAUUUUGGUACACAACAGCAACCGAAUCAACAACAGCCAUCAUCAUCAUUAUUAAAUUUAGAUUUGAAAAACAAACAAAUUUACGGAACAAAAUCUACUGCUAAAAAUACAAUGACAAAUGUGAAUCAAAAUGAUGAUAAAAAUUGGUUACUAACAAAAGCAUGGCUUAUUGAUAAUAUUAAUCGAUUAAGACGUGAAUUAAGUGAAUUACAACGUGAUUAUGCAAAACAUAUUGAUGAUGUACAUCGUGAUAAUUUAAACAAUCAAAAACAAUUGAUUGAAGAUGUAACCAAAUUAAAAACUGAUCAUCAAUUUCUUUCACAACAACAAAAACAGAUUAUUUAUCUAAUUAAACGAAGUCAUUAUCUGAAGACAAAAUCAAAUGAUUUUAAAUUAAAAUUAAAAAUGGCUGAUGCACCCGUUCAACAUUCUUUAACAAAUACAAAAUCAACGCCUACAAUGGAAUUAUCCGAAAAAUUAAUGAAAAGGCCAAUGGUGAAACGAGAUAUUUCUCGACGAAAUAAAAAUCAACAAUUUAAUCAUUAUGAACAACAACAACAGCAACAACAAAAUGGAGAGAAAUUCGAAACCGAAACCAAACGUAAUAUGGAAGAGAUAUUUUCCGAAUUAUCAGCAUUACAUGAUAUAAGUUUGAUUUUAUUUGAUGAUUUAAAAACAUUGGAACGAAAAAUUGAUAUACGAGAUAAAUUUCUUGGAUAAAAAAACUUCUUUGGAACAGAAAAAAAAUGGAAGUCGUUUUUUUAAAUAUCAUUUUUUUUCUUUUUGUUGAAACUUUUUUUUUUAGUCACACACAACACAACCAACAUAUACAUCUACUUUGAGAAAAACCUACAUAGACAAAAAAUCAAUUUAAUUGUAUUGUUGACAUUUCAAAUCUUUUCAUUUCAUUGUUUUCUUUUCACUCUACUCUAUUGUAUCAGA
Molecule: messenger RNA, 1510 nt
Organism: Dermatophagoides pteronyssinus (European house dust mite)
Lineage: Eukaryota; Metazoa; Arthropoda; Arachnida; Sarcoptiformes; Pyroglyphidae
Source: RefSeq, a predicted model, not a curated record